This is a messenger RNA of Acipenser ruthenus (sterlet), 6747 nucleotides long. RefSeq names its product solute carrier organic anion transporter family member 4A1-like. The record is from RefSeq and is a predicted model, not a curated record. Gene Ontology annotation, molecular function: protein binding. Bases 396 to 2606 code for a protein of 736 amino acids. The transcript has 13 exons. Gene Ontology annotation, cellular component: membrane. Gene Ontology annotation, biological process: transmembrane transport; sodium-independent organic anion transport. NCBI's taxonomy places the organism in Eukaryota, Metazoa, Chordata, Actinopteri, Acipenseriformes, Acipenseridae.
CUACAGUACUUCAACUCCCAUUGCAAAACACAGCACUGGUAGCAAACCUCAGGUCUUAAUGUGUGAUUUUGUUUUUCGUGUCAUUGGUAAAUGGGGGAAGAAGUGGAAAUGAAAAACCCAACUUAUCUGUUUGGUGGUUUACUGUUUCUGAAGUCUGUCACGCAGCCCUUGCUCGUUGAAUAGAGACUGCAACUCCUUGCUUGCGAGUGGAUUGCAUGAUUCAGGUUGUGGACUGCAGCCAAAGGUGAGCUCCUACCAGGUCACACGAGGGAACUCACUCCUGCCCGGCGGAUUACAUGACACGCUACGGAAUGAAGACGUCAGUGUGAAACCAGAGGUUUCUGUUUUUUAAACCAGACUCAAGUGCCAUCGACAUUCUCCUAAUAACCGGAUCAAUGCCACACCUCCUAACCACAGAUGACUCUUUCAGCUCCAAACAGGAGCUGCUCGACCUCAAUGACAGCCCGGAGAAAGUGGCCGGAUUGUCUUUGGAGACGCCCAGCCUGGAGGAGUCACCAGGUGGCUCAACGGACAGUGGAGCGCUGGAUUUUGACUUGCCAAGCCCCACCAUUGACACUUCUCAGACUAAAAUCUUCCUCAACGGCAAGCUGGAGAGCCAGCAUGGAGAAGACGACCCACGUGGAAUCAGAUUCGUGCCUAAGGAGACAGAGGACCUCUGUGGAUGGGGUGCCCUGAAGCCCCGCUGUAUCCAGGUGUUCAACACCCCCAAGUGGGUGCUCUUCUUCCUCUGUGUCGCCUCUUUCCUGCAAGGCAUGAUCAUCAACGGCUUCAUCAACACCGUCAUCACCUCCAUUGAGCGCAGGUUUGACCUGCGGAGCUACCAGUCCGGACUGAUCGCCAGCUCCUAUGACAUUGCAUGCUGCAUCUGCCUGUCCUUCGUCAGCUACUUUGGCGGAACAGGCCACAAGCCCAAGUGGCUGGGCUGGGGGGUAGUGGUGAUCGCAAUUGGGUCCCUAGUGUUCGCCCUGCCUCAUUUCACCACUGAGAGCUACAAAGCGACCAUGUCGGAGCAGACAGGGCUGUGCUCAGCCAAUCAGACAGCCCCCUGUAAGGAAAGCACCUCCAGCCUCUCUAACUACAUGUACGUGUUCAUGCUGGGGCAGUUUCUGCACGGCAUCGGGGCCACCCCUCUCUACACACUGGGGGUGACCUACCUGGACGAGAAUGUCAAAUCCAGCUAUGCCCCGGUUUAUAUUGGUAUUUUCUACACGUCUGCUAUUAUUGGGCCAGCUGCUGGCUAUUUGCUAGGAGGUCUUUUCCUCAACAUGUUUACAGAAUUCCAUGAAACGACGCUGACCCCGGAGGACCCCCUGUGGGUGGGGGCCUGGUGGAUCGGGUUCCUGGGUGGGGGAGCCGCUGCACUCCUUGUUGCCUUACCCAUCCUCGGGUAUCCACGACAGCUGCCAGGCUCCCAGCGUUACGUGGCUAUGCGAGUCUCAGAAGCUUACAAAAUUAAAGACAGCAGCCAAGAAACAGACCCCCAGUUUGGAAAAUCAAUCAAGGAUAUGCCAAGGUCAAUGUUACUCCUGCUGAAAAACCCCACGUUCAUCUUCCUGUGUUUGGCUGGGGCCACCGAAGCCAAUCUCGUUGCUGGGGUGUCGACGUUCGGACCCAAGUUCCUGGAGUCCCAGUUUAAUCUAAGCGCCUCUGAGGCUGCCACCAUGUUCGGUUACAUGGUUGUACCAGCAGGGGGAGGUGGCACGUUCAUGGGCGGAUACAUUAUAAAGAAGUUGAAUCUUCGCUGUGGAGGAAUCAUAAAGUUCUGCCUGCUCUGUGCGGUCGUUAGUCUGCUGGCCAUAUUCAUAUUCCUCAUCCACUGUCCCAACGUGCCCAUGGCUGGAGUCACAGACCCAUACUUAGGGGGCCCCGCCUCUGAUGGGCCCCUGAACCUCACAGCUUUCUGUAACUCCGAGUGUAACUGCGUCAGGGAGUUCUAUAACCCUGUGUGUGGAGACGAUGGCUACAUGUACUACUCCCCCUGCCACGCGGGCUGCAGCACCGUCGACCAGACGCUCAGCCAAGCUGGCAAAAAGGUGUACUAUGACUGCAGCUGUGUGUUCAGGAACCUCUCCUCUGUGCCAGGAGGGGCCGUCUCGGGGAAGUGUAGCUCCUCUUGUGAGCAAAUGCCCGUCUUCAUGGUCUUCUUCUUCGUCGUCAUGCUCUUCACUUUACUCAGCAGCAUCCCAGCUCUCACGGCCACCUUGAGGUGCGUUCCAGAUAAACAGAAAUCGUUCGCCCUGGGAAUUCAGUGGAUCAUCAUCCGAGCACUAGGCGCAAUCCCAGGUCCGAUUACCUUCGGUUCAGUCAUUGAUAACUCCUGUAUGCUGUGGCAAGACCAAUGUGGGGAACAAGGAUCCUGCUAUCUGUACGAGAACUCAACCAUGGGUGUGUACACCCUGACAGCUGGGGUCAUAUACAAGGUUUUGGGAUCGUUCUUCUUCUUCAUGGCCCUCAUGCUUUACAAGCAUCCCGGGUCUCCUCCGAGCAGCUCUGGAAACACUGACAAUGGAGAAGCAGGGGAGAGUGACCCCCCGGUAAAGGACAUUCCUCCGGAGAUGCUGUGCAGUAUAAAUACCAAGCUGUGAACCCCCUUCUCUCAUUCAGCUCCACUCCCCGCCGCACUCUCACCCUGCAUGACAUCAUUCCACAAGAACAUAACUGGUGAUACAACUGAACAAUUCAUCCAGGAGGGGUUUUGAACCCCACUGUAUUAUAACUGAUCCUGUUAGAACAGAGUUCCAUUUCCAACGUAUUGAGGAAGCGUGUCCCUGCCGAACAACAUGCGUUUUAAUGGGGGAAAACAGACUCGUUUAUAACAUAUAUACUGUUUAAUACGUACAGUUUUCCUGUUCCAUAGGCAUGGAACAACAGUUCCAGUCUUGCAUAGUGCUUUUGCAUAAGACGACUUACAUUUCUGUUUUGGUAUUUAUGUGCUUUAAAUAUGCAUGUCAUGUAUUUAAUUGAGCCCCAGGUUUAGUUUCAUUCUGUUAUUCUACUAAUUCCAGUGCUGUUUAUACCAUGUGUGGUACAUGCACUAAGAAAGUUGAAUUGUAGUUUAUGUUGACUAUGUAAGAAGUCGUUUCACAGGUACGGUUUACUUUUCUCUUGAGGUGAAAGCACUUAAGAUACAAUCGACAGUAAGACACCCUGUACUGUAUAUGUAUUAUGCAACAUGGACUGGUUUCCCAGCGUGGGGAUUAACAUUCCUACAGUACACCUUCUUUAAUACACUCUGUAGCAAUGCAACACGCUGCAGACUCGUGUUAGAGUGAAGAGGAGAGGUGUAGGAAGCUGCUUUGUUUUAGUAUGGGAUUUCAUGCACUCAAAUCUUUUUAAAAAUGAGACAGAGAAAGUCGGACAAUGAACCACUCCUGCAGUACAUGCACCACUAAGGACACAGAAUCUUCUUCCCCUAAUCAUGACUUUAUAACACUGUUCUCUGCCUGUGCUGACAGGUCUGGAUGCAUUUCCCAAUGCUAAAUAAAAUGAACUGUGUGUUGCCCAAUAUGUGCUGCACAGAGUACAGCAGUGUGCAUAAAAGAGAGAAAAGUUCAUGCGAGUUGAUUUGAGUUGGUACUGCUUUUAUAUUUUAUUUCAUUAGACUAACAGUUCUAUACAAACACUAUCUUUAAAGACCUCAAAAGUCUCUUCCUCAAUGGAAAUAUAACGAAACUGGUGCUAUCGUCGUCACAUUCGCAUAUCGGAACAAUUGUGAUCAUACAGAAAAAGACUUUGCUUUCCUAUAGUAACAGGAAUAGUGACAUGACAACAGUAGCAUUGGCAUGAACUGGGGUAGCAGACUGAGCUAACAUAGGUUCCAAUAUGAUCGUAAAGUAGGAACAGUUUUUAUUACAUAGUGGGUCAGACAGCACUUUUCUCUAAAUCUCUGAUUCACAGCUUUAGAAUAUCAUGGUUAUACCAAUUCGAAUGCUUUAAAAGAAACUGGAUCAAAAACAGAAGAAAAAAAUUGUAUUUAAAACAAUAUGUUGAAUUUCAAAUGAAAAAAAUGAAAUACUAUAUUGUGGUAAUUAACCUAUGCAUAGAAAUAAAGUGUAAGUAAAGAAAAUUGCUUAUUUUAACCAAUAAAUGAAACUGUUAUUUUAACUGAAAGACAAAAGUAGGAAUGUGCCAAUAAUGAACCGGCAUCUCUUGAACCAAUUUACUAAACACUGUAUUGCGGUAAACCAUUAAAGAAAAUAGCUAUAACUAGGGAGUUUGAGAGGGAAAUGCAUGUUUGAUAAACAUCAAAUCAGAAUAUCUUCAGUGGAGAGUAGUAAUGGGGAGAGUAUGAUUAUGUGUUGAACAGAGCUCUGUCUAAAUCGCUGGCAAACUUAACAAAGGAUUCACCUGAACCACAGAAGAAGCUCAUAUUCAGAAAACAGUAUUGCACAUUCAAAUUUGUAUUUUAUAUUAAUGUUUUGUACUAAAUGUAAAAUCCUUUACUAUAUGAUUUCUUCUGUGAGUGUUUAAUAAAUCUGACUAAAGCAUCAAUGAACACAACACAAGUCUUGCUUGGCAGUUUUAUUUUUUUAGAAAACCCUUUUUAUUUGACCAUUGCUGGAGUUCGUGCUAAUGCACUGCUGUUAAGAGAAGCGGCGGGGGGGGGGAUGUUAAUAGUCACUGACAGUGUGGGGGCUGUUGCCAGUUCACUUAGAAACUAAAAGUUCACUUCACCAGAUCUUUUCAGAUAAUACCCACCCAACCCCUCCGAACCAUCCCUCUUAUCAUUCCAACUGGAAACAUUACAAUUGAAAUAACCCCCCCCCCCUCAUUCAUAUUGCAUGCAGUGUAUAGUGAAUGCCUUCGUUUCCUUCUGAAUCUCAUGCUGUUUCAAUAACUGUCUCUUCUCUCUCGUUUUUUUUCCUGCUGCCCUGGAUGCAGUACUAACUGAUUGAACAGCUUUGUCUAGUUUCCUCUAAUGAUGAUGUCAAUGCUGGCCCUGAUAGUGUCCAGAUCUCUGCUCAGUGCAGUGUGACGAUGAGGAUUCUGCGCUUCAGAGUCGGCGAAUAUUAUUUUGCUAUUGCUGUUUUGCUAUUGUCUCAGCAAUGAGAUCUACAGAAAUGCCUCAACUAUGCAUUACAGCAAAGGGCUGUAUUAAAUAUCUACGUGUGCGGUGUAAUGUUCUUCACUCAUGAAAGUGUGACCUGCAUUCGUUAUUUAAAAACAGAACACAGCGGCAGACGUUCGUAUAAAACGCUCUCGGAUUCUUUAUGGAGUCUUGCGUGUGAGACACAGUUUAAUAAAAGGACAUGGCUCACAUGAAACCUAGACCAGCAUUGAGAGGCACAGCCUUGCAGUAGCUACAGUGCACAGGAAAGUGCAUUGCAUUAUUCAAUGUUGGUCUUGCAUGCCAUUGCUUAAAGUCCCUGGGUGUUAGCAUGAAGUUAAAGCCUACAUUAUGACAGCUUUCAAACCCUUCUGCGCCUGCUUCCAGAGUGCACAGUGGAGGAAAGAGAGAGCAACGGCUCCAAAGAGGGCUUGAAACGAAGCAGCUCUAUAAAAUGAGACUUGGCUUGAAGGGAUGUCUCAGGCAGGCUCACACUCUUCAUAGUCAUUGUGUAAAUUGCAGCCAGAACAAUACCGUGCUGUAUCUCUGGUGGUCACUGUGAUUUUGACUGUUGGGUAUCCACUUGCUAAAAUUGUCCUUCACUGCAGGUCUUUGCAUCUGCAAGGACAAACAGGGCUUUGAGAUUGAGAUGCUGCCUCUCUUGAGGAGCUAGCCUGGAUAAACACAUGAUUUAUUCAUUGCUGUGUUGACAGAGGGCACUUUAGACACCAAAAACAUACUUCUGAAGUUUGGAGUUUUGCAGUAAUAGCCCAAACAAAUAAUAUUGUGCCUGUGUAACUAUGUGUGUGUGUGUAUUUGUGUGUGUGUGUGUGUGUGUGUUUGUUUGGUCGUGCAUUAAAACUUCCCCUCCAAAAAAUAAAUAACUAAGUGUUUUUUACUUUACUUUUUUAAACAUGCAAUUCUACAACGAAACUUGUACUAGCUGGUACUACUUUUUUCAGUAAUUGCCCUGUGGUUCAUUACAAUAUGCAAGUGUAAUUACAUUGCAACUAAUGCUGCAGAGAAUGUUUCCAUAUAAAUAUGCACAAUUAUAUAAAUAAGACCGGUUAUCAAGCCAGGCCCAAAAGUGAACAACGUGGUUCUAUUUUCAAGCGAUUCGUUCUGCAUGCAACUCCCUUUCAUGACUGUUUUCAACGUGGUUUCUGUGUUGCUGGCACAUAAUUACAAUGUUAGUAUGCAUAGUUACGAUGUACUUAAUGUGAAAAUCUUUUUUGCAACCCUAACUCUAAACCUAACCCUAACCCUUUUCUGAUACAAUUGUGUACUUACAUAUGUUGUUCAAAAUGAUCAACACAUUAAGUGCAUUGUAACUAUGCAUAAUAACAUUGUAAUUAUGUGUAAGUGCACAUGCAUUUACUAAGUAACUGCUAUGUAAAAACACAGUAAUUAGAGACACAAUGUAAAGUGUUACCCACUUCACUACUGGUUUCUUUUCAUUAACUGCAAGGUCACCCUGUUGUAACUGUUAUGUUUAAUGUUGUUUCUGGCCUGGUAAGAACUGUGAAGUGUCUGAAAUGCUGGUGUAUGAUGUACAGUAUAAAUAUGAAGACUUGCAGUCUGUCUGGUAUUUUGUAAUAAAACAAAAUUGCUCCCAAUUAAUGAUUGUUUUUUUCUAUGAAACUUUUUGUAAUUUUUUAAUAAACGUGGCUGUUACAAAA